UGUAAAGGAAACACCCAAGGUGACGGCCACCAUCCCCGCUGGAGAGCAGUGCCCUGUCCACCAUGUCCCGCAGAAGAAGCAGAUUCCUCUAUCUCCUUUUUCUCCUCAUUUUUUUAUCUCUUUUCGGCUUUUACAAAAACAUUCAGAAACGGGCAGAUGUCUGUACGGGCUCCCGUCGUGCGACUUGGUGGGUACCGAAAAAAACGUGCCAGAGAAUCAAGAAAUCCAUCAUCCAGACACCUCUGGAAAAGGUAAAUGCCAUCAAUCUGAUGAAAAAUGUUAAAAGUCUGCAAAGAUGCCCCUGGUCCCUGAACACAAUGAUGCUGCAUGAAGUAAGGUCGGAGCUCGCAUCCUGCUGUAACGCCACCGGCGGCCUCCUAGUCACGCAAGAAAACACCCGGAUCGGAGAUGUCAUCACUUACGAGACUCAGAGCAACAGACAAAUAAAGAUAACAGAACAAAUCCAUCAAAUGCUUCCCCAGACCUCGCCGUUCCCGGAUAAGCCCUUCCGGCGCUGCGCGGUGGUGGGAAACGGCGGCGUUUUACUCAACAGCUGCUGUGGUUCCGAAAUAGACCAAGCCGACUACGUCUUCAGGUUAAAUUUGCCACCGAUGAAUUACUCGUAUGACAUCGGGACCAAGACGGAUCUGGUCACCGCCAACCCCAGUAUUCUGCACAACAACUACUCGAGAUUGGACAAGAAAAGGCGACCCUUUGUCGAAAUGCUGAAGGCCUACAAGUCAGCCUCUCUCCUGAUGCCCGCUUUCUCCUUUGCGAGCAACACCGACGUGUCCUUCAAGGUUUUCUACGCCCUGCAAGACUUUGAGUCGGAGCAGAAGGUUCUCUUCUUCCACCCGACGUAUCUGAAGAACCUUGCUCUCCACUGGAAGGGUAAGGGGCUGAAGGUCCGACGUCUGUCUUCCGGCCUCAUGAUAGUCAGCAUCGCCCUUGAGCUUUGUGAUGAGGUCUCGAUGUACGGGUUCUGGCCGUUUCCACAGGGAGCAACGGGAAAACCAAUUCCUCAUCACUACUACGACAACAAACUUCCCAAACCAGGCUUCCACUCCAUGUCCGACGAGUUCUUCUUCUAUACCAAGAUGCACAGCAUGGGAGUCCUCCGACUAAAAGUGGGAAGAUGCUUUUGAGAUGUUGGCGUCAGAGGAGGGUCGGGUAAAAUGGGUCACGUAAGAGACGUUUGCGACUCCUUCUCGGGGGGUAAAUGGUUUCACCAAACCCAUCCGUAAUAAAAGCGAUGAGUUCCCACUCGAUUCCAAGAGCGGACUUUCUCAACCAACACCCAAGGAGGUGAACCUGCUUUGGGCUGAGGGACUGCGAUGCUUUGUUUAUGUAUUUCGGUUGAAUCAAUCUUUGCUGCUUCUGGGUCAUGAAAGUAACUUUCCUGUAAAAAAC
This is a messenger RNA of Spea bombifrons (plains spadefoot toad), 1410 nucleotides long. Its product is annotated as alpha-2,8-sialyltransferase 8E-like. NCBI's taxonomy places the organism in Eukaryota, Metazoa, Chordata, Amphibia, Anura, Pelobatidae. Gene Ontology annotation, molecular function: alpha-N-acetylneuraminate alpha-2,8-sialyltransferase activity. The transcript has 7 exons. The record is from RefSeq and is a predicted model, not a curated record. Gene Ontology annotation, biological process: N-glycan processing; oligosaccharide metabolic process. The coding region runs from base 63 to 1145 and encodes 360 amino acids.